AUGACAUGGGAGGUUCAGUCCAGGCGUGCGCGUCAGACGCAGUCAAAGUUGGACGCAAAGCUUACCACGUACUCGCAAUAUGUUUCUGAACUUGCUCGUGGGAUACAGCCUGUGGUGCCGUCGUCCGUGUCGGCAGCCCCCACAUUUAGUACACCCGAUCAUGCUGUCGCUGUAGAUAUAAACGGUGGUAGCUCGGCGCCGAAGGAUCAUACAGCGAUGGAGACCGACAUCCAAAGCCUGCUUGUACAGUAUUCAGAAGAAAUUGACGAGCUUUCCUCUUCAUUAAAUGACCCACUUCUCCCACCUAACACUACACAACUGCACUUAGUCCAACGUCACCGUGAACUGCUCGUUGAGUUUGAGCGUGAGUUCUUCCGGUCCAAAACGCACGUGCGCCAAACACUUGAUCGGCAGCAACUAUUGGGACAUGUGAAACAAGACAUCAGGUAUGUGUCAAAAGUUAGAUGCUGCUUCAUUGUGCGCUUACACACACACGUAGCGACUACCGGACCCAGCAUGCGUCAGAAAUCCAGUCAUUUUUAG
Molecule: messenger RNA, 543 nt
Organism: Malassezia globosa CBS 7966
Lineage: Eukaryota; Fungi; Basidiomycota; Malasseziomycetes; Malasseziales; Malasseziaceae
Exons: 1
Coding region: 1-543 (180 amino acids)
Biological process (GO): vesicle fusion; endoplasmic reticulum to Golgi vesicle-mediated transport
Cellular component (GO): SNARE complex; cis-Golgi network; Golgi medial cisterna
Molecular function (GO): SNAP receptor activity
Source: RefSeq, a predicted model, not a curated record